This is a messenger RNA of Camelina sativa (false flax), 682 nucleotides long. Its product is annotated as large ribosomal subunit protein eL21z/eL21y. The record is from RefSeq and is a predicted model, not a curated record. Gene Ontology annotation, biological process: translation. Lineage: Eukaryota; Viridiplantae; Streptophyta; Magnoliopsida; Brassicales; Brassicaceae. Gene Ontology annotation, cellular component: ribosome. Gene Ontology annotation, molecular function: structural constituent of ribosome.
UAAUCACAUUUCGCAUCCACCAAAGAGACGGAAAAAUGCCGGCAGGACAUGGAGUUCGGGCGAGAACGAGGGAUCUGUUCGCGAGGCCGUUCAGGAAGAAGGGUUACAUUCCACUCUCGACUUACCUAAGGACCUUCAAGGUAGGCGAUUACGUCGAUGUUAAGGUGAAUGGUGCGAUUCACAAGGGUAUGCCUCACAAGUUCUACCAUGGUCGUACUGGUCGCAUCUGGAACGUCACCAAGCGCGCCGUCGGUGUUGAAGUGAACAAACAGAUUGGCAACAGGAUCAUAAGGAAGAGGAUUCAUGUGCGUGUGGAGCAUGUGCAGCAAUCAAGGUGUGCUGAGGAGUUCAAGCUGAGGAAGAAGAAGAACGAUGAGCUCAAAGCUGCAGCCAAAGCCAAUGGUGAGACAAUAAGCACCAAGAGACAGCCUAAAGGACCCAAACCAGGAUUCAUGGUCGAAGGAAUGACCUUGGAGACUGUCACUCCCAUCCCUUACGAUGUUGUCAACGAUCUCAAGGGAGGCUAUUAGUUAUCUGCUUUCUUGUGUGUUUUGGAGCUCUUCCUUCAUAUGUUUUGUAGUGACUUGAAACUUUGUUUUCGACUAAGACAAUGAUUUUAUAACAGGAGUUUGCAGUCCAGAUUUUGUAAGGAUGGUAUAUCAUAUAAUCAUUUUCGUCGUUA